This is a messenger RNA of Monascus purpureus, 942 nucleotides long. The record is from the annotation of a GenBank genome assembly. Lineage: Eukaryota; Fungi; Ascomycota; Eurotiomycetes; Eurotiales; Aspergillaceae.
AUGCUAGCAUCAUCCAUUAUCUGUCCGCGCAAAGUUCCUGAAAUACAAGAAAUCGUGAAGUUGGCCGAUGAAUUCGAGAUCCCGCUCUGGUCUAUCUCAAUCGGUCGCAAUACCGGAUACGGAGGUGCUGCUCCCCGUGUGCGAGGCAGCGUUGUGCUGAAUCUGGGAAAGCAUAUGUAUCUAUCGCGUGCUGGAGACCAUUGGAUGAUGCAUAGCGGAGUGGAAGUGAUUCUCCCCAACGGCGAGCUGAUGCGCACGGGGAUGGGAGCACUACCACAACCGAAGAAUCCUGGUCACAAGGAAACUCGUCUCGAUGAGGAGCCAGGGAACAAGGCCUGGCAGCUAUUCCCUUACGGUUUGGACCUUACAACGAUGGCCUUUUUUCACAGGGCAGUGUGGGACAGUGUGGUAAUUGUCACGAAGAUGGGUAUAUGGCUUAUGCCCAAUCCGGGUGGCUACCAAUUCUACAUGAUCACAUUCCCGCGAGACGAAGACCUUCACAAGUCAGCGGAGAUCAUUGGACCACUAAGAUUGCAAAUGGUCCUCCAAAACGUCACCACUAUCCGCAGUAUUCUCAUGGACGCCGCUUGUCUGGGCACAAAAACAGAAUACACCUCUUCGACCGAGCCAAUUGACGAAGCAGGCCUGGAUGCUAUUGCCAAGGAGCUAAACCUAGGUCGCUGGAACUUCUACCGCGCGUUAUACGGACCCAAAGAAUAUCGUGACGUGCUCUGGAAGAUCAUCAAAGAAGCCUUUUCCGCAAUUAAGGGCGCCAAAUUCUAUUUCCCGAAAGACCUCAAGGGCCAGAAGAGUGUCCUGCACACCCGGGAUCAAACACUCCGAGGCACCCUCACGUUCGACGAGCUUCCCAAUGGGACACAUCUUUUCUUUGCCCCUAUCGCCAAAGUAACCGGAGACGACGCGAUGCUUCAGUACAGGUGA